Epinephelus moara (kelp grouper) is the source of this 2177-nucleotide messenger RNA. RefSeq names its product retinaldehyde binding protein 1b (gene rlbp1b). Gene Ontology annotation, cellular component: membrane. The transcript is spliced from 8 exons. Lineage: Eukaryota; Metazoa; Chordata; Actinopteri; Perciformes; Serranidae. The record is from RefSeq and is a predicted model, not a curated record. Gene Ontology annotation, molecular function: phosphatidylinositol bisphosphate binding. The coding region runs from base 658 to 1581 and encodes 307 amino acids.
AGGAGGAUACUGUAUGUAUUGUGUUGUGUUCUAUCAGUGUCUCAAAUCAGGGGCUGAUUAGCAGCAAUGAAUAUUGAUUUUAGUCACCUGUAGAGACAAAAGCUGUAUUCUAAAUCUCAGCCAUUUGUUUGCAGAGUAAAAAUUAAUAAUUAAAGCCAAAUAUAAGACAGUAAUUCCUAUUCAACUUCAACAUCAUGUCUCUAAACAUGUGCAACAGACCCUCUGAAUACAGGCCUCCUCUCACCCAAGCGCGAUCACGUUGCAGAAAUCAAACUGGAACUCAGCGGUCACAAUGGCUCUACUUUUCACUCAAGUCUCCCUGGAAUGCAAUCAAAUCCCUCCACCCCCCUUUAAACCACCUCUUACCUAAAGUGUGCACUCAAAAUUACAUCAUCCAAAAUGUGCACUGGCCCUGCCUUUCAUCACGGGAGCACCUCCACCAUUGGCCACAGACCCUCGCCAUCACUUCCUCCCUCCCUCUGCCACUUUAUACUGAUUGAAAAGAAGAAAAAAAAGUUGGGUGUAAUCUGGUGACGACACUAAUCCCAGCGCUACAAAUCACAGCUCCCAUCCACCUCGCUCCACACAGGCUCCCUGCGACUCCCUGCCAGCGACUUCACAUCUGCCUCAGACGAGCUGAUAGAAAGAGAAGAAGACAUGGCUGUGGUUAGUGGAACUUACCGUAUGGUGUCAGAAGAGGAGCAGGCUCUCAGGGCCAAGCUGGAACGUCUCACCGUCAAGGACCACGGGCCAGUGUUUGGACCCUGCGCCAGCCUGCCGGACCACACCAAGCAGAAGGCCAAGGACGAGCUGAACGAGACAGAUGAGAAGCGUGUGUCGGCGGUGAAGGAGCUGCGAGGGAUGAUAAAGGAGAAGGCAGAUGCAGGAGACGACCUGGCCAAGGGCGUGCAGGACACGUUUGGGGAGAAACCAGACAGUUUGCUGGUCCGCUUCAUCCGCGCCAGGAAGUACGACGUGCCCAGAGCCUUUGACCUGAUGAAGGGCUACGUGCGUUUCAGGAAGGAUUACCCCGAGCUGUUUGAGAAUCUGACCCCGGAGGCCGUACGCAGCACCAUCGAAGCCGGCUACCCCGGCAUCCUGCCAAGCAGAGACAAAUAUGGCCGCGUGGUUCUGCUCUUCAACAUUGAGAACUGGGACUAUGAGGAGAUCACAUUUGAUGAGAUCCUGCGUGCUUACUGUGUGAUCCUGGAGAAGCUGCUGGAGAACGAGGAGACUCAGAUCAAUGGGUUCUGCAUCAUUGAGAACUUCAAGGGCUUCACCAUGCAGCAGGCGUCAGGAAUCAAACCCACCGAGCUCAAGAAGAUGGUGGACAUGUUGCAGGACUCAUUCCCCGCCCGUUUCAAAGCUGUGCACUUCAUCCACCAGCCCUGGUACUUCACCACCACCUACAAUGUGGUCAAACCACUCAUGAAGAGCAAGCUGCUAGAGAGAGUGUUCGUCCACGGAGACGAGCUGGAAAACUACUACAAGGAGUUUGAUGCCGACAUCCUUCCCUCUGAGUUUGAUGGAAAAGGUGCCAAGUACGACGGCAAGGGCGCAGCAGCCAAGCUGUUCGACUAAAGCCUCCUCCAUCCCUUUGCGCCAAACCAGGCGAAGAGCCAUUAUGUAUAACAAACCCCCCACAGACUGUGGAGACUCAAAGCCCAAAUCUAGCUGUGUGGUUGUAGGAAAAAAAUAUGAAUGAAAGUGUGUGAAACACUCAGAUGGUGUUGUUUUCCAGAGGUCCUGACAAAACACAGUCCAACAGUAAACCACAUUAUUCUCUAUCAACCAUUUGGUCGACACUUUAACACCUAACAGUUCCUCAUUUUUAGCUCUGAUGACCAAAGCCAGAUCUCUACCCAGUAUGGGACUGGAGGCACUGGCAGAUUUAAUGGUGUAAAUCUGCCGUCUUUGAGAUUAACCAUCUCACACCUGUUAAAUUGUGCUUUGUUCGGACCACAGUUCACCCACACAGCUUGUUUGAACACUGGCAGGCUCCAGCUUUCUGAGUUUCCACCCUCUGUUUGUCCGUCUCUCCUUGAAGUACAAGGCUGAUAUUCCAACAAGUGCCUGUCUCUCAUGUAUUUUUUAGAUUGUUCUUCAUUCAUAUGAAUAUUAUGAAGUUUUACCCUGGUGCACCAAUAAGAAUGUCAAUAAAUGUACAAUAAACUGUA